ACUAUAAAAGCUACGACUAUUCGCUGAGCAAAACAUAUCAGUUUGUCAUCCACAAGCAACAACAACCCCCCCCAAAAUCAAUCAAGAUGUUCAAGUUUUUCGCUCUCUGCCUGUUCGCCGUCGUCGCUCUGGCUGCCGCCAAGCCUCAGUUCUUGGCCUACAGCUCUCCCUAUGUGGCAGCCACGCCCUACGCUGCCGCCUACACCAGCGGUGUCUACGCCUCUCCCUACACCGCAGCUUACACCAGCGGAGUCUAUGCCUCGCCCUACGCUUACAGCGCUUAUCCCUACAGCUCACUGUACCUGAGACGUUGAGGAUCGCUUGUCGAACGUUUUUGAAGUCACUUAAUUGCGAGUGACUACUGUAACACUUGUUGACGACCUAAUGAACCCCUUAAUAAAACGAAACCAAAAGA
Molecule: messenger RNA, 415 nt
Organism: Drosophila nasuta
Lineage: Eukaryota; Metazoa; Arthropoda; Insecta; Diptera; Drosophilidae
Exons: 2
Coding region: 87-314 (75 amino acids)
Source: RefSeq, a predicted model, not a curated record